Molecule: messenger RNA, 1930 nt
Organism: Fukomys damarensis (Damara mole-rat)
Lineage: Eukaryota; Metazoa; Chordata; Mammalia; Rodentia; Bathyergidae
Gene: Rbm7
Product: RNA binding motif protein 7
Exons: 6
Coding region: 89-892 (267 amino acids)
Biological process (GO): regulation of alternative mRNA splicing, via spliceosome
Cellular component (GO): nucleus
Molecular function (GO): single-stranded RNA binding
Source: RefSeq, a predicted model, not a curated record
GAGCGCGAGGACGUAGGGUUUUCGAGUUUGCGCAGUAGGUGCAUCUGCCGCGACCCUUCGGUCUGAGUGGGGAGGGGGCGACGUGGAGAUGGGGGCGGCGGCUGCGGAAGCUGACCGCACUCUCUUUGUGGGCAACCUUGAAACUAAAGUGACAGAGGAGCUGCUUUUCGAGCUCUUCCACCAGGCUGGGCCAGUAAUAAAGGUGAAAAUUCCAAAAGAUAAGGAUGGUAAACCAAAGCAAUUUGCGUUUGUGAAUUUUAAACACGAAGUAUCUGUUCCUUAUGCAAUGAAUCUACUUAAUGGAAUCAAACUUUUUGGAAGGCCCAUCAAAAUUCAGUUUAGAUCAGGAAGUAGUCAUGUCUCACAGGAUAUCAGUUUAUCAUACCCCCAGCAUCAUGUUGGAAAUUCAAGCCCUACCUCCACAUCUCCUAACAGCAGAUAUGAAAGGACUGGGGAUAACAUGACACCAUCAUCACAGAUAAUUCAGAGAUCAUUCUCUUCUCCAGAAAAUUAUCAGAGACAAGCAGUGAUGAACAAUGUUUUAAGACAAAUGCCAUAUGGUGGAAAAUUUGGUUCUCCACAUGUGGAUCAAUCAGGAUUUUCACCAUCAGUUCAAUCACAUAAUCAUUCUUAUAACCAGUCUUCAAGCUCCCAGUGGCGCCAGAAUACACCACCAUCACAGCGUAAAAUCAGACAGAAUUCUCAUCCCUACCUAGCAGAGAGACCUUAUAGCCGAGAACAGCGUUACACUGAUCAUGGGUCUGACCACCAUUACAGAGGAAGCAGGGAAGAUUUCCUCUAUGAAGAUAGGAAUCAUGAUGGCUGGAGCCAUGAUUAUGAUAACAGAAGGGACAGUAGUAGAGAUGGAAAAUGGCGGUCAUCUCGACACUAGCACAUAUUAAAAAGGACAUUAUUUUAUAGGGCCAUUUUAGGCUCUUUUGACUAAGUUUUGCUGAAAAUAUUUUGAAAAAUUGUACAGAAAAGCUUUUCCAGUUGCCACAUUUGUAAAAAACCUAUAGCUACAGUUAAAUACAGAAAUGAGAAGAAUUGUGGUUCCAGUCUUAUUUCAUUAAUAACCUUUCACCUCAGGGUUUUAUGAAGAGGAAAGGGUUUAUGCAAAUGAAAGUGCCAUGGUUCCUAAUCAUUUAGACAGCUUCAGAAGGGUGGAUUGUAUACCAGGCAUAAUUUUUUUAAAAUUUAAAUUUUGAAAAAAAGAUUUAUAGUAAAAGAUACAUCUCUAAUGCUGUUGUGUAUUUUACUGUAACAAGUUUUACAAAUCUAAACAUUCCCAUAUACUUUGAUCAGACCUCAUAGAUGGUUGUAUUAUAAAGCAGAUAUUUUAAUUUUUUUGUACUGCAAGAAAUUCUGUGCUGAGUGAAUUCAGUUUUGGUGUAUAUAAUAGGAAGUCCGUAUUGAUAGUUAUCAGCUAAUCAAAUGGCUAUCUGUAUUUUGUUAAUAAAUGAGAAAAUAUAAUUUUUGAGUGAUUUUUUUUUUAAGUUUCAGAAAGUUAUUGUUAGAGGAUAAAUCAUUUUGUUUAACUUAGAGAAUUUAAGUAUAAGUUCUGUGAGAUGCUCUUUGUAACUUUACCCUGUACAAGUAUAAAUCUACAUAUACUAUUUCUUUGUAAAAUUUUAGAAAUUUUUAAUGAAAUCAUGUUUGAUGUAUGACUUGGUCACUCAGGAAGUUAAGUAUACAUGAAAUAUCUAUAUGUGUAUAUUUUUACAUGGAAAAUUACAGUAUUGAUGUGAAUUCGCUUUUUCAGGAAGAGCAAAAAUAUCAAUGCAUACUCGUAAAAUGUUUUACUGAAAGUAUUCUUUUUGGGAAAAAAGAUUCAUGAAGUCUUUAUAUGCUGCCUCUCUCACUCAAAUUUCAGAAAUUUUAACAUUUCCCAAGUUCCCUGUACCAAGGACACAUUUUGUUACAGAGAUUG